Messenger RNA from Anopheles moucheti, 1837 nucleotides. RefSeq names its product zinc finger protein 845-like. Bases 45 to 1520 code for a protein of 491 amino acids. The transcript has 2 exons. The record is from RefSeq and is a predicted model, not a curated record. Gene Ontology annotation, molecular function: zinc ion binding; DNA-binding transcription factor activity. Lineage: Eukaryota; Metazoa; Arthropoda; Insecta; Diptera; Culicidae. Gene Ontology annotation, cellular component: nucleus.
CAGCACGUCGCUAUAGGUAAACAACAGGGCUUACAAAGCUGAAGAUGCGUGAAAAAUGUCGAUUGUGUCUGGGCAGAAUAGGUUAUCGGAAAGAUAGUUCCAUAGUAGACGAAGCAUUCAGCCCCAUGCUUAGCAUUGUUUUCUCCUUUCCGCUUCCUCCAACUGAGCCCAAUUUGCCUACAACAGUUUGUGCACGUUGUGUGAUGAUGGUACGCGACUUUCACAACUACAGCACAUUGGUGCAGAAGAAUCAAGAUAUCCUAAGGCGCGAAUAUGUAAAUCUGGUGAAACCCGAUUUGGAAGACAUGAAGUACCGGACAAAAAUACCGUCACAGACUGAAUCGAUUGAGUACGGUGAAAAAAACGAAGAUGAGAAAGGACACGCAACGGAUAGCAUUAGUGAGGAGGAGCACCUAAUAGCAGAUGUCGGUGUAAUGUCGGAUGAUAAGAAUGACUCUCUGUCAGACGACGACUUGGGAAGCGCUUCACUGAAUGUUGUUUUGCAGGACAAUCAUGAUCGCAAUGAUCCAACCAAAUGCGUCAAUACUGAACUACCGUUUAAGAGCCAUUUGCAUGAAAAUGAUCGUAUAAUUCAGGAGUUCAUCACGAUGCGCUGUGAGCUGUGUCCGGCCAGGACCGAGCAACAUUUCGAUCGAUUUAAUGCGCUACAGAUGCACUACCGCAAGCAUCACCAAUGUCGUGGCUAUCUGCGCUGCUGUGGGAAGCAAUUCUAUCGCCGAUUUCGCGUAAUGGAACACAUUGCAUCGCAUCGCGGAAUGAUUCAUUGCGAACUGUGCAGCAAAACGUUUACCAGCAAAAGCUACCUGAUACGGCACACUGCUGAGCAGCAUCUGGCCGCGCAGAAAAGUAAAUCUUAUGCCUGCGAACACUGUGAUCGUACAUUCCACACGAAAAAGCGACGGGACGUGCAUCGUACUGUCCACGAUAGAACCAUGUGCCAGAUAUGUGACAAAUCGGUCAGGAUUCGGUACCUGAAGCAACAUAUAGCCCAAAUACACGACACGCCACGCAAGUGCUACAUGUGUGACUUGUGUGGGAAGAAUUUUACCAGCAGCUUGUCGCUGGAUCGGCACAUCAAGCAGCAUCAGGGCAUACAGACGAUCGAGACGCUACAGUGUAAGCACUGCGACAAGCAGCUACGCGGAAAGUACAACAUGCUGAAGCACAUCCAGCGCAUGCAUCAGGAGGUGGGCAACGUAUACACCUGCGACGAAUGUGCACACGAGAGCCCCAACAGUUUUGCCCUGAAGGAGCACAAGAAACGGGUCCACUCGGGCGAGCAGUUUGAGUGCGAACAGUGUGGUAAGCGGUUUAAGCGUAAAGUUUAUCUGACGGAACACAUUGCUGCCCUGCACACGAGGAUACCGCUGUACAUGUGCGAGUUUUGUGAGGCAACGUUCAAUUCGAAGGCCAACUACUACAGCCAUCGAAAGAUACGGCACGCGGAAGAAUGGGAUUGUUUGCAGGAAGAGAAAAACGCACAAGAGUUGAAAGGAUAAAGGUUUAUGCUUUAAUUAGCUAGUUGGAUUAUUUAUUGUGCUUUAUUUUUUAACCGAAAAUCGUUUUUUACUGAAAUACAUCCUUAAGAAGCUUGCCAUGAAGUAGGGGCAGGCAUAUUCCAUGUAGAGAAACCAAACCCUCACCUAAACAAGAAUCUCUUGCUUAAGAUUAAGUUUAAUAUUAGUAAAUGAAAAAGAAAGCACAUAAAAAAACUUUCUGAUGCUUUCGGUCAAAUUCCAUUUAUGUCGAAAAGCUAACAGAGUAGUUCACAUUUCUACUUCACUUCUUUCCUAUAUUAAAACGAUCUGGUAGUAUG